Papilio machaon (common yellow swallowtail) is the source of this 1932-nucleotide messenger RNA. RefSeq names its product F-box/LRR-repeat protein 14 (gene Ppa). The record is from RefSeq and is a predicted model, not a curated record. Gene Ontology annotation, biological process: SCF-dependent proteasomal ubiquitin-dependent protein catabolic process. Gene Ontology annotation, cellular component: SCF ubiquitin ligase complex. NCBI's taxonomy places the organism in Eukaryota, Metazoa, Arthropoda, Insecta, Lepidoptera, Papilionidae. The transcript has a single exon. Gene Ontology annotation, molecular function: protein binding. Bases 136 to 1464 code for a protein of 442 amino acids.
GGCCGCGGCCGCCUCCCCCGGCAGUCCACGAGGUGCCACCGAGUAGUGUGGACGUACGUCUCCCGGCAUUCGCGAACACGAUUUCACUCGAAAACCGGUCCGAUGCGUCGCGUUGUGUUUUAGUUGAGUGACGCUAUGAGUGCGUGGACCGAGGACGUUCUCUCCUGGCGGGAGGAGAGGCUCGGCAUCACCGAAUUGACGGGCUCGGCGAGAAGGAAGCAGCGGACGGCGCCGUACAGAUUGCAUCGGCCGCAUUUACCCGUGGCUCAUACGGAGCUUGUGCCGGAGCCCGUGGGCACGCACAUAUCAAGACUAUACCCGGAACUACUGGCUUUAAUAUUCGAGCGACUGCCCGUGAGAGACAGAGGCCGAGCGGCCCAGGUGUGUCGAGCGUGGAGAGAUGCCGCCGACCGUCGUUCUGUGUGGCGAGGUGUAGAAGCAGCUCUUCAUCUGCGAAGACCGGCGCCUGUGCUCUUCGCAUCUCUAGCGAGGCGCGGCGUGAGACGUCUACAAGUUCUAUCGCUCCGACGAGGACUGCGAGACGCGGUUUCUGCGUUACCCGGUUUAGAAUCACUGUCACUAAGCGGUUGCUAUAGUGUCACCGAUGCGGCGCUGGCUAGCGCUUUCGCGGCCGAGUUGCCAGCGUUAAAACGAUUAGACCUUUCGCUAUGCAAGCAGGUGACGGAUUCCUCUUUGGGAAGGAUUGCGCAGUCUUUGAAAAACCUAGAGGAGCUCGAGUUGGGCGGCUGCUGUAACGUGACAGACACUGGGCUGCUUCUGAUAGCCUGGGGACUGCGCAAACUGCGCCGCUUAAACCUAAGGUCGUGUUGGCACGUCAACGAUGCCGGCAUAGCUCACCUUUGCGGCGGCGGGGAGGCGAGAGGCACUCCAGAUCUGGAGUAUCUAGGACUACAAGACUGUCAGAGGUUGACCGACGAGGCAUUGAAGCACGCAGCAUCCGGUCUUCCGAAAUUAAAGUCUAUCAAUCUGUCGUUUUGCGUCGCAGUCACCGAUGCCGGACUAAGACAUCUGGCGAGGCUUCCACAUCUAGAGGACAUCAAUUUGAGAGCUUGCGAAGGAGUGUCCGACACGGGAGUAGCGCAUUUAGCUGAGAGUGGACGAUUAAAGUCAUUGGACGUCUCGUUUUGCGACAAAGUCGGCGACGAGGCGCUAUUGCAUGCGACUCUAGGCCUAUCUGGCCUUCGUUCCUUGUCGCUGAGCGCUUGCAGGAUAUCCGAUGAGGGUUUGGAACGAGUGGCAAGGCUAUCGCAACUGGAAACUCUGAACAUAGGGCAGUGCCACAGAGUCACCGAUAGAGGACUCCGUGCGUUAGGCGACGGCCUGCAGAACCUGAAGGCCAUAGACUUAUACGGAUGCACGUGUAUUACGCCUCAAGGAUUGGACCAUAUCGUAAAACUACCGUGUCUCAGUGUACUUAACCUCGGUCUAUGGCAUGUGCGGUGACCACAUACGCGCUAGUCUGUGUUAAAACGUUUGUCUGUAAGUGUGUCCGCCAUCUUGGAAGUGAAGGAGCCGCCAAGGUUGUAUAUUGGACAGUGAAUAAAUGAAUUAACCAAUUUUUUUAAGAUAUUAACAAUCGAAUUAUAUUUAGGAAACGGGGUUACUUUCUUUUUUAAAUGAUACGACUUUUGUUAUGCAUCUGACAUUGUUAAGUUGAUAUUCCAUUCUGUGAUUUUUGAUUGUCCGUGUUUUUUUUUUAUUUGUUGUGUUUGAGGAAAGUUGCCCCAAGGCCUAGUCGCUACGUUAAUUCAGACCUUUUUGAUUGUAUUUUUUCUAUUAACAACGUUAUGAAAAAUAUUUACAUGUAAUAACGACAUUAAAACUAUUACAAAAGGUCUGGUUUUACACGUAAUUGCUCCAUUAGUUAGAUAUUUAGCCAUUCUUCUAAUUGUUUUUAAUUCGACCUCUUGC